Molecule: messenger RNA, 1086 nt
Organism: Purpureocillium takamizusanense
Lineage: Eukaryota; Fungi; Ascomycota; Sordariomycetes; Hypocreales; Ophiocordycipitaceae
Exons: 1
Coding region: 480-1073 (197 amino acids)
Source: RefSeq, a predicted model, not a curated record
CUCAACUUUGGUUUACAGGUGUCUAUUUCUCUGUGGCCACAGAUCAGAAUGGGAGGCGCAGAUCGAUGCUCACUGCAUCUCGGCAGGGCUCAAUCCAUUCCGGAAGCGUGGUUUGAUGAGCAAGUCGAACGUUAUCGCACCAGCAAUGAAAUCCUUCAAGGCUAUAUCUCCAAGGAAGUCGAGGUACUUAAAGCGUAUUACGGCCGCCAAGUCCGCCCACAAGACGCGGCUCGUGCUAUCACCCGCCCUAUUCAAACACAUCCAUACCUUCGGGCGGAACCUCUUCAGACGACAUUGUCCCGCUCACACAGCUAUGGAGGCUAGUCAAGGACGCGCUUGUCGAGUGGCCAUCAGUUCGCACGCCAGACCUCCCUCUUCUCCUCACUGCCAUUGCGAGGAGACGUGACCGAAUCCACCGAGGCGAGGCUCCCGAUGACGACGAACAGCCGCUGACAUGGACUUGCCUUCCAUACCUGAACAUGAUUUGGUCCGAAGCCUACUGGAUGGAACCGGGACAGAUUGUCAGACGGUGCAAUGGCGUGGAAUCCAGACAUCGUGCGAGGGACGCAUACAUUAAGCAGCAAGAUGCUGAGGCACAGUUGGUCGCAGCGGGCGUGUUCAAGUGGAGGCGCGCGUUCUGGUACCUCAUCAAAACACUAGAAAGUGUGGCAAAUCACAAUGACAAUACUGUAGCAUCCCGGGAUGACACAGCGGAGGUGCUGCUCCAAGCGGACUUCCAUAUCCCGGCUGUCGCCUGUUGGAUCAAGCACAACGGACGCAAGCUGUUCGACGAGAUUGCCAAAGAUGAACUCAGGCUUUGGAACGAGAGGGAUGUCCCAGUGGAGGCCCGGCACUUUGACCAGCCCACGAAGCGUUGGUCGUUUUGGGCAGAACGACUGAGCGAAUUUGCGAGAGACGAGCCGGACGACAUUGUCAAACGCGCGGCGUGCCACGCUGUGAAGAACAUGGAGGCCAUUGCAGGAGCAUCUUGCCGGUACAGUGCGCGGCAUGAUGAAAGAGACGGAACUUGUAUCAUUUGCCCAACUGUGACGGACGAUCUAAGGGUAGACUAGGACUUUCGGGCGG